Cydia strobilella is the source of this 3063-nucleotide messenger RNA. It is a transcript of the gene Nup58, whose product is annotated as nuclear pore complex protein Nup58-like. Gene Ontology annotation, cellular component: nuclear pore. Bases 175 to 2019 code for a protein of 614 amino acids. The record is from RefSeq and is a predicted model, not a curated record. The transcript is spliced from 13 exons. Gene Ontology annotation, molecular function: structural constituent of nuclear pore. NCBI's taxonomy places the organism in Eukaryota, Metazoa, Arthropoda, Insecta, Lepidoptera, Tortricidae. Gene Ontology annotation, biological process: nucleocytoplasmic transport.
CUGGAUUGACUGACUGCGACCGUUGCCCCGUUCCCGCUUGCUGCAUUGUAUUGUGUAUUGUCUACAUUGCUAUUCUUGCUGUCCAUCAAAUUACUGUUUGCGGUAUUAAUUUUACACAAAAUCAUGAUGUUCUAGUAUUUUGAUUAUAUGUGAAAAGUGCGUGAUUCGUCCAAAAUGUCUUUUUCAUUUGGCACUCCACAAAGUGCACCAGCUUCUUCAGGUCUCUCUUCAGGGUUCAGCUUCGGCGCUGCCAAGCCCGCGACGCCGGGCUUCGGUUUGGCAACAUCGCAGCCUUCAAGCUUCGGUUUCGGUAGCACAGCGACGACUUCGGCGCCUGGGUUCGGUGCAGCGCCCGCUUUUGGGGCCUCAACGACUGGUUUUGGAGCUAACACUCCUGCGUUUGGGGCAGGGGCGACUUCCACUCCCGCGUUCGGGGCCAGCUCCGGGUUCGGGGCGUCAGCAGCGCCCGCUUUUGGAGCUUCUACGACCCCUGCGUUCGGUGCAACUUCAACAGCACCAGCGUUUGGUGCAGCAACAGCAACACCUGCCUUUGGAGCCACUUCAGCUGCGCCUGCUUUCGGAUCCACAUCGGCUGCCCCUGCCUUUGGAUCAACUACUACACCUGCUUUUGGCGCUACUGCAACCCCAGCUUUUGGAGCCACAACUACUCCAGCUUUUGGAGCGACCUCUCAGCCUGCAUUUGGGGCUACAACCACACCCGCCUUUGGCCAAACGAGUGCUCCAUCGUUUGGUGGUGGAUUGGGCACUGGAGGCCUCAACUUUGGGGCUGGGACCAGCACUGCUUCCACUGGAUUAAACUUUGGCACACCAGCUACCUCAGCCAGCACAGGCCUCGGAGGACUGGGGGGCUUUGGUUUUGGGGCUGCAGCUACUAACCAGGGCGGUUUUGGAUUUGGAGCGACAACUACCACAACUAACAGUUUAUUUGGUGGCAAAUUAGGGGCGACCGCCCCCACAGGACUACAAACAUCCACUACAGUGACACCCAGUCUUGGUUUAGGCGGAUUAUCGCAAAGCGGCAUUGGGACUGCAAACACAACCACAGGCGAUGGAAAAAGUGAACCACCAAAACAGACCAAGUUGCCAAAUGAAUUAUUAACAGAUGUGGAGUCAUUCAAAGAAUUUGUGAAGAAGCAAAAAUCACUCAGCUCAGACAUCAUGAGAGUGUCAAUCAAGCCAUUGCAUAAGGUGUCGAGUACGGCGGAGAGUACCCUGCGGCAGGCGCUGGCGCUGGGCAGCGAGCUGGGGCGCGCGCGCGCAGUGUCGGCGCGCCUGCGCGGGGCCGCCGCCGCCGCGCUCGCGCACACCGAGACCGCCGCCCGAGACGCGCUAGGCACGGAGUUAGAAGGCAUGGCACCGCCGGCGUACAUCAAAGAGCUGAUCGCAGAGCUGGAGCAGCAGAUAGUGACGUUCCGUCGGCAGAUGGAGGUCGCCGAUAAACAGAUGCAGUCAUCACCCAAACUGCUCACUGAACAAGAGUUGAAUCUCGGCAUAAGACGCAUGUACGAGUCCCUAGUAGCGCUGGCGGGUCGUCUACAAACUGUGCACACGCAAGUUGAGGCGCAGAAGGAACAGUAUCUAAACUUGAGAAAAUACGUGCUCAAGGACUCCACUGACGUCUUCAACUCUGUGUCAGCCAGUCACAGUCUAGAUCAGAUUCUCCGCGAUGCUGAAGGCACGAGAAAGAAGACUAAACCAGGGCUUAAUGACAGCCUCGGCCGUGCCGUGCUGUCCGACCCUAGAGCUACUUUAGGUAGCAUAGCUCAGCUAGCGGGACCCACGCCAUUCAGCUACCUAGGCAAUUCAUUGUCCCCAUUCCCCGGAGCCGAUAAUACAGGCAGCAGCUGGCAGCCGGGCGCUGCGCGAGCGCCGCCGCCGGCGCUCGCCGCCGCCGCCAUGUUCGCGCCCGCGCCCGCGUCCGCGCCCGCGCCCGCGCCCGCCGACCCCGGCGCCGGCUUCCAGUUGCAGAAGCCGCCCGGCAAGCGCGGCAAGCAAUGAUAUUGGCGGUAACCAGAGCUGACGGACUGACCUAGCCCAGCCCUGUGGUAAAUGAACAUGGACUAACUAGCAGGAAAUAGACCUAAAAUACCAUUAAAAAGAUAUGUCGUUCUCGACUUUUAACUGAAGAAACUGCCCGGAAAAUGUAGCAAGCCAUGUAUUGGCGGUAAACGGGGACUGCCGGAGCAUUGUGGUAAAUAAAACCUGAAUACAGAGUAACUUAAAAUACCAACUCAAUUUGUUAAAACGAUUUUGUCAUUCGCUGUAACCGGCUCCGACUUAUGAAGAAACAGCCUGGAUAAUGUAGCAAUCAAUGUAAAAAUAUUGACGGUAACCAGGGCUUAGGACAAGUUAGGACUGACGUAACCCUAAAUAGUCCUGAAAUUAGACUAAUUAAUACCAACUCAACUUUUUAAAACUAUGUACCGCCAAGAGAGGCCGUUUCGGCAUGCUCGCCGAAACCAGCUUCGACUUUUAACUGAAGAAAGUAACGGUAAACGUGAUAAUAGUAAAGACUAUAUUCAUAAACGCGCUACGAACCUCAAUUAGCUAUUAAUCGUUUAUCCUUAGUAAUCGUUCUUAUUCCUCCAUCAGAGACGUGGUUAUUCAAUGAUAUGCCGACAAUAUGGUAAUGAUAUUUCGAGGACUUUAACCUUUUCGACGUCGUGUCAAACACAAAAGCUGUCACUCUGACGCCACGUCACAGAAAUGUCAAAACUGAAAUUGAACUUUAUGCACAUGCACGUAGGUCUAUGUUGCUCUGUGGUCUUUGACCGAUUAAUCCGUCUUUGGCGUUGGACAUGCGGUGCCGAUUUAUCCGUCAUUAGCGUCGAAAAGGUUAAUAUAAAAUAUUAAAUACUGCAAAGUGAAGUUUGCUGUGAUAUAAUGCUAUGCGACCGAUGUAUUGUAUUGUAGGUAAUAAUUAUAUUAUUUGUCAUUGUGUUCAUAACAAAUGUACCAAAUAAGUAAACGUGGGUUUAAACGUUUCAUAUGUCACACUUUUGGAAUAACAAUGUUGUACGGUCAAGGAAUUUAUUUCAGUAC